This is a messenger RNA of Telopea speciosissima, 1029 nucleotides long. RefSeq names its product F-box/kelch-repeat protein At3g06240-like. Gene Ontology annotation, molecular function: protein binding. The coding region runs from base 1 to 1029 and encodes 342 amino acids. The record is from RefSeq and is a predicted model, not a curated record. NCBI's taxonomy places the organism in Eukaryota, Viridiplantae, Streptophyta, Magnoliopsida, Proteales, Proteaceae. The transcript is spliced from 2 exons.
AUGGAGGAAGAAGUCCAAUUGAUGGCAAUGAUGCCACAGUUACCUGAAGAAAUACUGAUAUGUAUUCUCUCCAGAUUACCAGUAGAGACGCUAUUGCGAUUCAGGUGUGUAUCCAAAGGCUGGCGCACUCUAAUUAGUGACCCUAAUUUCAUUACCCAACACCUCAAUCGUUCAGCUGAGAACUACCCCCGUCUCAUCCUUGGGCAAUUACAAAAUUAUGAAAUUUUUAACAUAAACUAUGAGACAUCCAGCGAGGUGCUUAGAUAUGAUUUUUCCAAAUUUUCUCCUGGUUUCUCAUUGUUGGAGAUUGUUGGUUCCUCUAAUGGCUUGGCGUGUUUAAGCUUUGCCGAUGCUUCAUCCAACGAUUGCAAGGUGGUAAGUAUUGACUACUAUCUCAAGUAUGGAAGGUUGGGAAAAACUAUAUAUCACUCAGAAGUCAAGGUGUACUCUUUAAACACAGGCCUGUGGAGAAGAGUUGAAGAUGCAUCUUUUAUUAUCAGUCUAGGUCGGAAAAUUAAACUGACGAAUGCAGUAGUUAAUGGUGCUAUACACUGGAUGGGAAAUUAUGGGAACUUUCGUUCUGAGUUUAUUAUAUCAUUUGACCUUGGACUAGAGAAAUUCCGCGAAAUCCCAGAGCAUGAAUAUCGACAUGGAGGUAUAUCGUUUUCCAAAACCCUUGGAGUCUUAGGAGGAUGCCUUUCUGUGUUUGAUGUUUAUGGUGACCAAUGUAUUGAAAUAUGGGUGAUGAAGGAUUAUGGCGUGAAGGAUUCUUGGACUAAACUGUUCACCAUUGAUGCCCUGCCAAACAUUACAGCAUCUGUUCCAUUUAAGUCCAUACUGCCAAUAACAAUAAGGAAGAAUGGUGAAGUUCUUAUGGAAAUUGGUAUUGAGCUGGUUUCUUAUGACCCAAAAAGCGGAAGACAGAGUGUAAUUGGACCUGGCGGGCUUUCAACAUGUUUUGAGUCUUUUACUUAUGUGGAGAGCCUUGUUUCACUCAAGGUUGGCUAUGGACAGGAGGGGGAACCUUAA